AAUAUAUAUAUAAAUGAUACAUUACACUUGUGUUGAAUCCUCUGUAUCUAAUUUUUCAUGAUAUAUAUUUUCUUAUUACGAAAAUAAAGUGGUGAAACAUUGGAUUAGGAAACAGAGAAAGUAUUAUAAAUUAUAAUGGAGAGAUGGAGAAACAGAUUAAGAUGAGUUAUAUGGCUGCCUCUUCUCUUCUCCUACUUCUCUUUUUCUCAGGUUCUCCAAUCCAAAUCCUUGGUCUUGGAGUUGGAAUCAACUAUGGCCAAAUCGCAAACAAUCUUCCAUCUCCAUCUCGAGUCGCCUAUCUUCUCAAAUCCCUCAAUAUCAGCAGAGUGAAGCUCUACGACGCUGAUCUUAACGUUCUUCUUGCCUUCUCCCAUACAAAUGUCGAUUUCAUUAUCGGACUCGGUAACGAGUAUCUACCCAACAUGACCGAUCCUAUCAAAGCUCGAAACUGGCUUCAGCAGCGAGUUCAGCCCCACCUGCCUCAAACCCGGAUUACUUGCAUAACUAUGGGGAACGAAGUGUUCAAAACCUAUGAUCAUCAGCUAUGGUCUAAUCUCCUCCCUGCAAUGCAAACUGUUUACAACGCUCUUGUUGAUCUUGGCCUUGAUAAACAAGUAACCGUCACUUCCGCGCAUUCUCUCGAUAUCUUAAGCAUCUCUUUUCCGCCUUCCGCCGGUUCUUUUAGGCAAGAUCUCGGCGAGUAUCUUCACGGAAUUCUCAAUUUUCAUGCUGAGGUUAAGUCACCUUUCUUGAUCAAUGCAUAUCCUUAUUUUGCAUACAAGGACAACCCUAACGAAGUUCCACUAGAUUAUGUGCUUUUCCAGUCUAAUCAAGGGACAGUGGAUCCAAUUACCAACUUGAAAUAUGACAACAUGUUGUAUGCUCAAGUUGAUGCUGUUUAUUCAGCUAUCAAAGCAAUGGGGCAUACUGAUAUCGAAGUCCGGAUUUCGGAAACCGGUUGGCCUUCCCGAGGUGAUGAUGACGAAGCAGGAGCUACACCGGAGAAUGCAGGGUUGUACAAUGGGAACCUGUUGAAAAGAAUAGAAGAAAAACAAAGCACACCGGCAAAACCGAAUGUCCCGGUUGACAUAUAUGUUUUCGCACUCUUUAAUGAGAAUUUAAAACCUGGUCCUGCAUCAGAGAGGAACUAUGGUCUCUAUUACCCUAAUGGAACCCCAGUUUAUAACAUUGGAGUUCAAGGUUAUCUUCCAGGGAUGGUAUAUACAUCACCCAGCACAAAGAUUGCAUUAUCUGUUGUCUCCAAUGUUCUGUUCUUAGUUAUAGCAUACUUAAUCUUUGCUUGAAAACUUGUGGAUUUAAAGAUAGAAGGAUCAUCAGAUUAAUUCAAAUUCCAGAGAAGAGGAGUAUAAUGUGAGAUAUUCAAUGCCCUGUUAUUAUAUUAACUGUUUGAGCAUGCAUUCAUCUCUAUGCUUACAUACAUGUGAGCCCAUAAUAGUAUGUGUCUAAACCCUUCUCUUUAAUCCUUUGGAGUCAGCAGGUAGCCACAUUUUAUUGGACACAGUCUAGAUGGUGGAUACCGGUCACUCAAAAUGAUUCCAUUAAAAUUGGUUAUCCGGAUGAUUGAGACAAUUAAUCUUCGACAGACAUAUAAUAUAAUACAAAAUAACAUUUUUUGUAAUAUUAAAAAAGGGUGUUCAAUCAUCUGGUAGAGAAUUUGGAAUCAUUUUAUUGUAAGGCUUCAACAAUUUAGUAUGAAUCAGCAGGACCCCUAGGAUGCUGAAUGCUAUUGCUGUCAACUUUACAUAUGCACCAACUGGCUGGUCCGUAAAACUCCCAUUCAUGACAUAUAUGUAUUUGGUGUAUUGAAACUCUUCUUUGUCUUGAGCCGAACAAAAGUCCAAAUUGGCUUCCAUCAACAAAAGCAAAAGUCAUGAGGAACUCUGUAAGACGGCAGCCACUUUCUCACCAGUAUCCAUUUUCCCCCCUUUUCUCACCUUAAAACCUCCAAAACUACAACCUGCCUCUAAACAAAGUUGAUGGCAUCAGCUUUUGUUGUGUAUCAAUGUGUCUACUCCAUUUCAUUUUCAACUCUUUCUCAAUCAACUACCCUACCUAUUUAACACAUAAAGCAGUUUUGGGUCUUCACAUUCAAGGCAAAGUAGUUUUGCCUGUGAAUUUUUUUUGCUACAAGUGUAAUAAUUUGUGUAUUUAUAUACUAUGCAUAUUACUUUAAUCUGAAAUAAAUCUUUUAUAAAA
Messenger RNA from Gossypium arboreum, 2217 nucleotides. Its product is annotated as glucan endo-1,3-beta-glucosidase 14-like. The record is from RefSeq and is a predicted model, not a curated record. Gene Ontology annotation, cellular component: plasma membrane. NCBI's taxonomy places the organism in Eukaryota, Viridiplantae, Streptophyta, Magnoliopsida, Malvales, Malvaceae. Bases 144 to 1304 code for a protein of 386 amino acids. Gene Ontology annotation, biological process: carbohydrate metabolic process. The transcript has 3 exons. Gene Ontology annotation, molecular function: hydrolase activity, hydrolyzing O-glycosyl compounds.